CCCUGGAGACACUGAAGGGCCUGUGUCUGGACAGUAAGCGCAGUCAGAUCCUGCAGAAGCUGGAGCUCUCUCUGGACAUCCUUGGUGGGACGGUGGAGCGCAUCUCCAACACGGCUGAGGUCCUCGGGGCCGUGCACCAGGAGGCUCGAGUGAGUCGGGCAGUGGAGCUCAUGGUGGCUCAUGUGGAGAAUCUGAGGAGGCGACAUGACAGAAACGCAGCCGAGCUGGAAGAGACCAAGAAGAUGAUCCAGCUGCAAAACUCCUGCAGAAACAUCAUCGACCCCAGAGCCUCACCAGAUCCAGGGGACAGUGACAGCCGACUGAAACGCUUUCUGAAGAACAACAGCCGGCGAAGGAUCAGUGUGUCAAUAAUCAAAAGUCCCCGUCAAACACAGGAGAAGAAAAAGCGAGACUCGAAGAAGCGGUCGGCUCAUGGAGGCUCCUCCGGCAGGAAGUCCAUCCCCGCUUGUCCGUCUCCGUCCCUGAGCUCAGAGUCCAGCUGCUGUGCCAUCGCCAAGGAAGACGGCUGCUCCGUGGACGACAGGCCAAUUGAUCCAAAUGAAAAUCCACCUCAAGCUUCAGCUGCUCAGCUUCCUCCGGACACCGCGGACCCCCCGGAGCCUCCCCCCACACCCAACGCAGAGCCCCCCACCUUAAAACAAGUGGUCAACAGGAAAACACAAAUCAAAAACUCCCCUCUGGAUACUCUGCGACAGAGACACAAGGGCAAAGCUGCGAUGUCAAAGAAGAAGUUAGAAAAGGAGAAAAAGAAAAACAGUAUCUUCCCACCGAUCUCUGCGGGCACGUGGAGAUCUUCGUGGAGACAACGUCCUCUGACUCACUGGCUGUAUCGCUGUCGCUGGGUCGUCCUCUGCUUGUACCUGUUUGUGCUCUUCUUUGUCAUCGUGCUGACGUACGUUCUGUGGAAGCUUCACUAUGGAACAUUUGAGCCCUGAUCUGUUCUUCUGGGACCAUUCGACUGGACCCGUCUGAAGAGUACGUGUGUAAACCCCCUGGCUGGAAAGCUCUGUACAAAAUAAAACG
Messenger RNA from Platichthys flesus (European flounder), 1044 nucleotides. RefSeq lists its product as uncharacterized. The transcript is spliced from 9 exons. The record is from RefSeq and is a predicted model, not a curated record. NCBI's taxonomy places the organism in Eukaryota, Metazoa, Chordata, Actinopteri, Pleuronectiformes, Pleuronectidae. Bases 171 to 956 code for a protein of 261 amino acids.